Messenger RNA from Gymnogyps californianus (California condor), 1299 nucleotides. It is a transcript of the gene LHX1, whose product is annotated as LIM homeobox 1. Gene Ontology annotation, molecular function: RNA polymerase II transcription regulatory region sequence-specific DNA binding; DNA-binding transcription factor activity, RNA polymerase II-specific. Gene Ontology annotation, cellular component: nucleus. Lineage: Eukaryota; Metazoa; Chordata; Aves; Accipitriformes; Cathartidae. Gene Ontology annotation, biological process: neuron differentiation; regulation of transcription by RNA polymerase II. Bases 1 to 1221 code for a protein of 406 amino acids. The record is from RefSeq and is a predicted model, not a curated record. The transcript has 5 exons.
AUGGUUCACUGUGCAGGCUGCAAAAGGCCAAUCUUGGACCGGUUUUUGUUGAAUGUACUGGACAGGGCUUGGCAUGUGAAGUGUGUUCAGUGCUGUGAAUGUAAAUGCAAUUUGACAGAGAAAUGCUUUUCGCGAGAAGGCAAGCUUUACUGCAAAAACGACUUCUUUCGGUGUUUCGGGACCAAGUGCGCGGGCUGUGCCCAGGGCAUCUCCCCCAGCGACCUGGUCCGCAGGGCGCGGAGCAAAGUGUUCCACUUGAACUGUUUUACGUGUAUGAUGUGUAACAAGCAACUCUCCACGGGCGAGGAGCUCUACAUCAUAGACGAAAACAAGUUUGUCUGCAAAGAAGAUUACCUAAAUAACAGCAAUACUGCCAAAGAAAACAGUCUGCAUUCAGCCACCACCGGCAGUGACCCCAGCCUGUCCCCCGACUCCCAAGACCCCUCCCAGGACGACGCCAAGGACUCGGAAAGCGCCAACGUGUCCGACAAGGAGACGGGCAGCAACGAAAACGACGACCAGAACCUGGGGGCCAAGCGGCGGGGACCCCGCACCACCAUCAAAGCCAAACAGCUAGAGACUCUGAAAGCCGCCUUCGCGGCCACCCCCAAACCCACCCGGCACAUCAGGGAGCAGCUGGCGCAGGAGACCGGCCUCAACAUGCGGGUCAUCCAGGUCUGGUUCCAGAACCGGCGCUCCAAGGAGCGGCGCAUGAAGCAGCUGAGCGCGCUGGGCGCCCGCCGGCACGCCUUCUUCCGCAGCCCACGCAGGAUGCGGCCGCUGGUGGACCGGCUGGAGCCCGGGGAGCUCAUCCCCAACGGGCCCUUCUCCUUCUACGGAGAUUAUCAGAGCGAGUAUUACGGCCCUGGAAGCAAUUACGAUUUCUUCCCGCAAGGACCUCCUUCAUCUCAAGCUCAGACACCCGUGGAUCUCCCUUUCGUGCCCUCCUCGGGGCCGUCAGGCACUCCCCUGGGGGCCAUGGAUCACCCCCUGCCCGGACAUCACCCCUCCAGUGAGGCUCAGCGCUUCACUGACAUCAUGUCGCACCCCCCAGGAGACUCGCCCAGUCCCGAACCCAACCUGCCCGGGUCCUUGCACUCCAUGUCCGCGGAAGUUUUUGGCCCCAGUCCUCCAUUUUCUUCGAUAUCCGUCAACGGUGGUGCUAACUAUGGCAAUCACUUGUCACAUCCACCAGAAAUGAAUGAAGCAGCUGUGUGGUAGCUUUAAAACAAACUGGGUCUAAGUAAGUGAUGAUCAUCUAGUCUGCUUAUUGUUACGGUGUACAGAAAUGAAUAAAUA